AUGGCUUCCAAAUUGCUACUCACCAUCACCUAUCUCUCUUUCUCUAUUCUCUUCCGCGUAUCUGUAUCCACAACCUCCCAUCAUUCCCAUCCACCCACCACAACCAAUUACAAACCCAACCUACUGGUUCUACCGGUUCACAAGGACCCGGCCACAGGGCUUCCAUGGGCUCACGUUCACAAGAGAACCCCUAUGACCCUGGUGCCACUCCUUCUGGAUCUCAACGGCAAUCACAUGUGGAUCAACUGCCAAACCCACUACGCCUCCAGAACCUACCAAGCACCCUCUUGCCACUCCACCCAAUGCUCCACAGCCACCACCACCCAAACCUGCCACACCUGCGUCGGCUCCUCUCUCCCCAGGCCCGGCUGCCACAACAACACCUGCGCCCUCAUGUCCACCAACCCCAUCACCAAACAGAUCGUCGUGUCGGAGCUCGCCCAAGACGUCCUCGCCAUCAACGCCGCCGCCAACAACGGCCCCAGACUGGGCCCCACAGUCUCCGACCCUCAGUUCCUCUUCUCAUGCGCGCCUGCCUCCUUGGUCCAGAAAGGCCUGCCCAACAAGGUUGAAGGCGUUGUUGGGCUGGGCCACGGGCCCAUUUCCCUCCCUAACCAACUCGCAUCACACUUCGGUUUGCAGCGCCAAUUCACACUUUGCCUUUCUCGCAACCCAACCUCCACGGGGGCUGUACUAUUUGGGGACCCACAGAAGCUUUUCGGUUACACUAACAAGAAAUUCGAUCUUUCACGUGAUCUUCUUUACACUCCACUAACCGUCAGUCCGCAAGGAGAGUACUACAUGGAAAUCAGCUCCCUUAGAAUCAACGGCCGCUCCGUCUUCCCAGUGACUCCUUCGUCGUCUUCAUUAUUGUCAUCGUCGUUGUAUUCUCCGAGUGGUAUGCUUGGGGCUACUCUGAUUUCAACCACAGCACCUUACAUGGUUCUGCACCACACCAUAUUCGAAACGUUCAGGCAAGUUUUCGUGAAACAGUUUCCGAUGCAGGGGCAGGUGAACGCGGUGGCGCCGUUCGGGUUGUGUUACGAUUCAAAGAGGAUAAACAACGCAAAACCUCCUAGCGUGGAUAUGGUGGUGAAGGUGGAGAAGAGCCGCCGUGAGGUAUCGUGGAGUAUCUCCGGCGAUAACUUAAUGGUGCAGGCGCGGCCAGGGGUGACGUGUUUGGGAGUCGUGAAUGGAGGGACGAAUCCUAGAGCAGCCAUAGCCAUAGGGACACGUCAGCUGGAGGAGAAGGUGGUGGUGUUCGACCUGGUGAAGUCGAGAGUGGGGUUGAGCUCUUCCCUAUGCUCACGCGGGAGGAGCUGUUCUGACCUCUUCGGCUUCGCUAACAAAUCAUAG
Molecule: messenger RNA, 1356 nt
Organism: Arachis stenosperma
Lineage: Eukaryota; Viridiplantae; Streptophyta; Magnoliopsida; Fabales; Fabaceae
Product: basic 7S globulin 2-like
Exons: 1
Coding region: 1-1356 (451 amino acids)
Biological process (GO): proteolysis
Molecular function (GO): aspartic-type endopeptidase activity
Source: RefSeq, a predicted model, not a curated record